Messenger RNA from Halichondria panicea, 1187 nucleotides. Its product is annotated as kelch domain-containing protein 2-like. The record is from RefSeq and is a predicted model, not a curated record. The coding region runs from base 132 to 1187 and encodes 351 amino acids. Lineage: Eukaryota; Metazoa; Porifera; Demospongiae; Suberitida; Halichondriidae. Gene Ontology annotation, molecular function: protein binding. The transcript is spliced from 5 exons.
AGUUCAGAGAUACUAUAGCUAAAGAAGUGUGUACAUAAGAGAAGUGUGUAUGAUACAUGUGAUCUGUAUAUCAGUGUCUAGAUAGCCAAUGUGUGUAUGUAUAUUGCUCACUGUCCUCACUCCUGCAGAUAAUGUUGAAAGCCGUUCGCUCCUUUCUUGGUCAACUACCAGUUGAACCAUCACCUCGUUGGGGGCAAUUUUCUGCAGUAGACAGACAUCAUUACGUGUGGAGGGGGGAUGGUCCAAGACGGAGGUGUAACAUCAUUGCUGUGUAUAAUCCAAGCACUGAGCUGUGGAGCCUCUUGCCCACCACCGGACCUCUACCCCCUGGAGAGUAUGGUGGUUGCUCUGUUUGUGCAGGUCGUUGCCUGUACACCUUUGGUGGUGAUUGGGAUGGGUCUUCUUACUUCAAUGACAUGAGCAAGCUUGAUCUGGACACUCUCCAGUGGACCAAAGUUCAAACCUUUGGUAGUCAACCUAUGAAAAAGCGAGGUUGUGGACUUCUCCGUGUGAAUGAGAGAACUCUGUGCUGCUUUGGAGGAGAAGGUAUUGAGGGCUCUACACAACCAGGAUCAACAUUCACCAGUGCACUGUCUGAUGGAAGAGGACGGACAAACGAGUUCCAUUUCUUUGACACGCAAAAUGGUGUUUGGUCGUCCCCUGAGCUCAGAGGAGAGAGACCUCCUCCCUGUAGUAGCUUCACCUUCACCAUGGUGGACCAGCACAGGGCAGUCCUCUUUGGAGGGUACCAACCUGGCCGUGAUGAUAGAGUCAAUGAAGUCUACUUGUUCGAUUUUCGGACCAUGGAGGUCACUAAGGUGAAACCAGUACAGGGAGAGCCAUGGCCGGUGGUGAGGGCAGGCCAUGCUGCCUGUUGUCUCAACUAUGGCCAGGACCACCCUCAACUACUGGUGUACGGAGGACUGGAUAAUAGCAACAAGACACUGGGGGACAUGUGGUUACUGGAUGUAGACACUGUCAAGUGGACAGAGGUGACACCUCCUGAGUCAAUGACACCACGUUUCCUCCACUCCAUCACUGCCACCAGUCUGGGACCAGGACUCACUGAGGUCCUCGUGUUUGGAGGCCUGCGGAAGGUGGGGGGAGAUGCCAUUGCUGAGACCACCAUACUGAGAUUUGAGAGAGAGAUACCGACACAGAGGGCACUCCUAUUUCUCAAGUCAUGA